Acipenser ruthenus (sterlet) is the source of this 2032-nucleotide messenger RNA. RefSeq names its product sex hormone-binding globulin-like. Gene Ontology annotation, molecular function: steroid binding. The record is from RefSeq and is a predicted model, not a curated record. Bases 379 to 1686 code for a protein of 435 amino acids. The transcript is spliced from 8 exons. NCBI's taxonomy places the organism in Eukaryota, Metazoa, Chordata, Actinopteri, Acipenseriformes, Acipenseridae.
AGCGCCAAAAUGCCGAAUCCUGAAGGGCUCGUGCGCCAAAUGGUGCAGACUGAAUUUAUAAGCCCAAUGCUUUACGUUCGCAUAACAAAAACAUCAUAUGGGGGAAAAAACAAAACAAAACAGUUUUUCUUCCUGAGCUUGAAGUGCUAGGAGUGAAAAAUAAAUAAAUAAUACGUUGAAAGUACAAUCCCAGGUCCAGUUGGGUUAAUGUCCUCAUUUCCUUUCUCCUCUGUCCCUGGGAAUCGAUUCAAAACCAACAGAUAUUUUUUUUUUCUUUUUUAAGCAAACAAAGAGAAAAUAUAAAUGCAUUCUUUUUGAUUCAAGAAAGGCAUUCAGGCAAGAAGGGAGAAAAAAAAACUAAAACAAGCAGCUCGUAACAUGCAAGGAAUUGGGGCUUUAUCGUGGCUGGCGGUCUUCCUGGCUACAAGCAGCACAGGUUUGUUACAAGACCGUGGAGAGAUCCACAGUGCAAAGGUAAAGGGUUGUGUUCGUGCGGACCAGCCUGCGCAGGGACCCCAGCUUCUCAAUCUAGGGCAGAGAUGGAAGGGAACCAAGCCCUUAGCUGAACUGCGGGUCAAAGUCUCUGAACUCACCAGCGUCGAGUCCUCCUUCGAGUUCCGCACCUUUGAUCCAGAGGGGCUGAUCAUUUACGGAGACGUCCAGGAAAAAGCGGACUGGUUCAUACUGGCUCUGCGCUCCGGCAUUCCCGAGAUGCACAUUGGAAAAACAGGAGUCAGCGUGACUGUGUCCGGGGGUCCGCUGCUGAACGAUGGUCAGUGGCAUAGGCUGUUGCUGAAGAGCACGGGGCAGUUCCUGGGGCAGUUUGUGGUGCUGGAAGUGGAUGGGAAGGUGGUUCUCAACGUGGGGCUCCAUUCCCGGGAUGCACAGACCCCUCUCACGGGACACAUGAGGCUGGCCCUGGGGGGGAUGCUGAUCAACACCUCGGAGCUCUUCACAGAGCUGCUCUCCCCAAUGGACGGCUGUAUCCGCAGGUGGAACUGGCUGAACCAGAACUCCUCGUGGCUACAGGACCUCUCCACCUCCAAGCCCUGCUUCGAGCAUCUCUCCCGGGGCAGCUACUUCUCAGGGGCUGGGCUAGCCUCCUUCCACAGCCAGGAUUUUCCUCCUGGAGACGCGGAGAACUGGAUGCUGACCAUCGAGAUGACCGUUCGGCCGGACGAAUGGAAAGGGACUCUACUGGUCAUCACCUCCAAGGACCACCAGCCUCUGCUCACACUGACCAUGCACGAGAAAGAGGGGUCCCAGUCUCUCCAGUUGGAUGUUAAGGAGGUCUCACUGGUUUUGAGUCACAGACCAGUACGCCCGUGUCUGGAGACCAGUCUGCUGCUCAGGGUCUCAGCGCACGGGGUGGAGGUCCGAACCAACCAUUCUGAGGAGCGGGGGGAGCUGGGGGACUUUGCUGCCUGGAAGCAGGCCUGGGAGGAAGGAACCACCCUCUCCUUCGGGGGAGUCCCAGAAUUGCUGGAGGGGACUGGCUUUCCCGGGCAGGGAUAUUUCCAAGGCUGUGUGGGAAAGAUCCGGGUUCAAGGACGGGAGCUGGAUUUGGACUCGGCGCAUUACAAACACGACUCCAUCUGGUCCCACAGCUGCCCGGAGUGGACGGAGCAUUCCCAAGGGGAACUUUUACAAGAACCACAAAACAGGGAAGAUGUAGCAUCCAUCUAGGGGAGUGGAAGCCAAUUUUUGAAUUCCCCAACCGCUAGAUUAUUGGUUUUAUUAUUGAUGAUCAGUUGAUCGAUUCUGUCCAAUAUAAUUUCAAUGUCACGCCCAAAGCAGGUCAAAGGCAGAUUUAAAAUGACACAACAUUGAACCCAAAAUAACCGAUCAUUUUUAACUUGUGUCGACCUGUUGUUUUAAUUCCCUCUUCAACUAUACUGUUUUGAUAACUUACUCUAGUUUUGUUAACCCCAGAAGUCGCGUCUAAAUGUCGCUGUUAUUAAUUCUGCAGAUGCAGCCCCUUCAGAUGCUUUGAUGACGCCUCAAUAAAAAAGAAACUGAAGACUAAAAAUGA